AUGAAGGAUGUAUCCACUAUUAGUGGAUUGAUGGGUUCAUACCUUUUGAAAGGAUGGAUAAUGUUGGGUGAUGCUUGCCCAUCUUGUGAAGAAGUACCUUUAUUAGAAGAUCCUUCAAAUGGAUUAAAGUACUGUAUGAAAUGUUCUCCACCAAUGACAUCUGCUAGAAAUUCAAAUAGUAAAUUAGCUGAAACACUAGGUAACGAAGGAAAACUCAGCUCACUUGCAAAUGAGUUAAUUUGUAACAGGGAAAAUGGUAAAACAAUAUUUAAAGACGCACUCAAAGAAAAUAUUAGCUAUAUGAUAGUCGAAAUUUCAAAGAUGGGCACGAAUGCAUUAAGUAAUGCAGAUUUAACUAUUGAGAAGAGGUAA
Molecule: messenger RNA, 372 nt
Organism: Cryptosporidium ubiquitum
Lineage: Eukaryota; Apicomplexa; Conoidasida; Eucoccidiorida; Cryptosporidiidae
Exons: 2
Coding region: 1-372 (123 amino acids)
Source: RefSeq, a predicted model, not a curated record